Messenger RNA from Vigna angularis (adzuki bean), 1962 nucleotides. Its product is annotated as laccase-15. The transcript has 6 exons. Lineage: Eukaryota; Viridiplantae; Streptophyta; Magnoliopsida; Fabales; Fabaceae. Gene Ontology annotation, biological process: lignin catabolic process. The coding region runs from base 26 to 1726 and encodes 566 amino acids. The record is from RefSeq and is a predicted model, not a curated record. Gene Ontology annotation, cellular component: apoplast. Gene Ontology annotation, molecular function: hydroquinone:oxygen oxidoreductase activity; copper ion binding.
CUAUUAGCAUAAUUAGGAUUUUUUCAUGAAAAUGUCGUUUGGCAAGAAACUGUUCCUCCAAGUUCUGUGGUGUUUCUCCUUCAUAGGUCUUAGUUCCCAAACACCGACUCCUUACACUUUUGUUGUGAAAGAGGCCCAGCACACAAGACUGUGUUCCAGAAAAAACAUGUUGACUGUGAAUGGAAAUUUUCCAGGACCAACUAUCAGAGUCCACAGAGGAGAAACAAUUUUUGUUAAUGUUUAUAACAAGGGCAACUACAACAUCACUUUACACUGGCAUGGAGUGAAGCAACAAAGGAACCCAUGGACAGAUGGUCCUGCAUACAUCACUCAGUGCCCCAUCCAACCAGGAAGAAAAUUCAGACAAAAGUUGGUUUUUUCUUUCGAGGAAGGGACCGUCUGGUGGCAUGCUCAUAGUGACUGGGCAAGAGCCACUGUCCAUGGGGCUAUCUUUGUUUAUCCAACCAAGAAUAGCCCCUACCCUUUUCCCCAACCUCAUGCCGAGAUUCCAAUCAUAUUUGGAGAAUGGUGGAAGACUGAUGUAAACGAGGUCUUCACUCAAUCUGUUGCAACCGGAGGAGCUCCAAAUAUAUCUGAUGCUCUCACUAUAAAUGGUCAACCUGGGGAUCUCUUCCCUUGCUCAAUGACAGAAACGUUCAAGCUACAUGUAGAGCAAGGCAGGACUUAUCAUCUCCGUGUUGUUAACGCGGCAAUGAAUCUCAUUCUGUUCUUUUCUGUUUCCCAGCACAAUCUCACUGUUGUUGGUGCCGAUGGUUCGUUCACCAAGCCAUUGACAAGGGAUUAUAUUUGCAUAUCACCUGGACAAACAAUGGAUGUGUUAUUGCAAGCCAAUCAAGAGCCUAAUCAUUAUUAUCUGGCGGCAAGGGCGUACUCUAGUGGGGUUGGUGUUGCUUUUGACAACACCACAACCACUGCUAGAAUUGAAUACAGUGGCAAUUACACUCCAUCUUCAUCUCUUUCAUUACCUUACCUUCCCAACUUUAAUGACACAACUGCAGCUUUUGACUUCAUUACAAGCUUGAGAGGCUUACCUGAGAGAUACCCCCACCAGGUCCCAACAAACAUCACAACUCAAACAGUGACCACUGUUUCUGUCAAUACUUUGCCAUGCCCUGGUGGCAGAAUCUGCCAGGGACCAAAUGGAACCAUUUUUGCUGCUAGCAUGAACAACAUAAGUUUCGAUACCCCCAACAUUAACAUACUAGAAGCCUAUUACUACCAUGUCAAUGGGAUAUACAAAACGGGAUUUCCCAGAUUCCCACCCUUUAUAUUUAACUUCACUGCAGACUUUUUGCCUUUAACAUUGAAUAUACCAAAGCGAGAGACUAGGGUUAACGUGCUGAACUAUGGUGCAACGGUUGAAAUUGUAUUCCAAGGAACAAACGUUGUUGCAGGGAUAGACCAUCCGAUGCAUCUCCAUGGGUUCAGUUUCCAUGUCGUUGGAUAUGGGUUAGGCAAUUUCAAUCAAAGCAAGGAUCCCGUGACUUUCAAUCUCAUUGAUCCUCCUUAUUUGAACACAGUUAUUGUGCCAAUUAAUGGUUGGACUGCUGUUAGGUUUGUGGCUAGCAACCCUGGAGUAUGGUUCAUGCACUGCCAUCUAGAACGCCACCAAGCUUGGGGCAUGGAAACAGUGUUUAUUGUGAACAAUGGAAAGGCUUCAAAUGAAACAUUACCACCACCACCGCCAGACAUGCCCCCAUGUUGAAGAAUAUCCUAGGCAUUUUAUGUUUAUUGAUUUUUUUCCCUUUGAUUUAUUCUGUGUUUUUUAUACUGAAAAACAAUACUUUAUUGUUAGGCUUAGUUAGGAACCGAUUUUAAUUUUAUAAGUUGUUUUUUGUUUUAUAAAAUUGUUUUCUAAUUUUAUGUAUUAGCGGUUAACAAUGCUUAUAUAUUUGUAUUUCAUUUGAGAAGAAAAGAUGAACGAAGAAAGUAACAAUUAUU